Messenger RNA from Frankliniella occidentalis (western flower thrips), 909 nucleotides. RefSeq names its product E3 ubiquitin-protein ligase TRIM32-like. The transcript has 4 exons. Gene Ontology annotation, molecular function: ubiquitin protein ligase activity. NCBI's taxonomy places the organism in Eukaryota, Metazoa, Arthropoda, Insecta, Thysanoptera, Thripidae. The record is from RefSeq and is a predicted model, not a curated record. Bases 238 to 909 code for a protein of 223 amino acids. Gene Ontology annotation, biological process: protein ubiquitination.
UAUUGAGCUGUCAGCUGACUGAAGGCUGCAGGGGAAGGGGCGGAAGGGGCUUGUGCUGCAGCGCGGUGUUUUAACCGCAACCGUGUCAACUUUUACCUUUGCUUCCACCAAGAACGACAUUCUCAACUAAUACUUAGGGUCAGAAUACUACAUGUCCUUUAAAUUGUGAUGUCGAGGCAUUCUAUGGGGCUAACAUUAUAUGUGCUAGUCAGCGAGUAGUUCUGUGUUUUUGCUCAAAUGGGACCACAGUGCGACAUCUGCUUUCUUGACUUUGAUGUGGACCGCCAUAGACCUAAGGUCUUGCCCUGCGGACAUACCAUUUGCAAAGAAUGUGUGGAGAAUCCAGGCUUGGGUAGGAAGUGUCCGACUUGCAGGAAGGACUUGGCGACCGACCCCGGCGAACUGAUCGACAACAUCUACCUGCUGCAAAUGAUAGAGAGCGACGGCGCACCGCCCUGCAAGAGGUGCAAGACGGCAGAGACAAGAAUGCAGCAGCUGCAGCGCGGCGCGGACGCGGGGCGGCAGGUGGUGCAGCAGCUGCGGCAGGUGCUCCCCCUGGCGGUGGAGGCCCUGACCCGCCAGCUGGACACGUCGGUCGCGCAGCUGCGCCGGGUGGAGCUCGCCCUGCAGCGGGAGGCGGCCGGCGCUGAGGCCGAGGAGCAGCUGCAGGUGGCGGCGGGUCUGGAGGACAGCCUUCGCGUGCUGACCACCGAGUGCAGCGUCGUGGCGGACAGGGACGGGGCCACCUGGAGGACGCCCGCGCAGCUGGGCGUGGUCGGCGACAUCGUGCGCGCUCUGCUGCUGCAGCUGCAGGGGCAGGAGGAAAAGCUGACGGCCUUGAAUCUUCCUCGCUCACUUGCAGGUUGCGGGUCGCGACCCUACAAACACCGACCAAUCGGCGCGGACUGA